CUUUGGUACGAUCCAGUGGUUUAGGAGUAGAUUCAAGAAAAUGCUCAGUUUAGUCGAGCAUAGUUCACUAUUUGUCGUGUGUUUCAGGUUUUGACAUUCACAGUUUGGGUGAGCUUUGUUACAGUUGUCAUGGGAGUGCACGGACUAUGGAGGCUGCUGGAGAGCACAGGGAAACCCAUCAACCCUGAAACACUGGAGGGAAAGAUCCUUGCUGUUGACAUCAGCAUAUGGCUGAACCAGGCUGUGAAGGGGGUGAGAGACCGUGAUGGCAACAGUGUCCAAAACGCCCAUCUCCUCACUCUCUUCCACCGCAUCUGUAAGCUGCUCUUCUUCCGCAUCCGGCCAGUCUUUGUGUUUGACGGCGACGCACCUCUGCUGAAGAAGCAGACUCUGGCUCUGAGGAGGCAGCGGAAGGAGGAGUUGACCCGAGAGUCCAAACAGACCAAUGAGAAACUCCUCAAGACAUUCCUGAAGAGACAAGCUAUCAAAGCUGCACUUGGAGACCGCAGUCAGGAUCCUCUGCCCAGCCUCUCCAGCGUGACGAGAAAUGAGGUGGACGACGUGUAUGUUCUGCCAGCCCUGCCGCCUGCAGAGGAGAAGGACGAAAGCAGAUCAGAUGCCUGGGAAAGCUCAGAAGAGGAGCACGACAAAAAGUCGGAGGAGAUGGACAGUUAUAACAUCUAUCAGGGAGAACUGUAUGAAGAUCCCAACUCAGUGGACAUCAACUCAGAGGAGUUUGCCAGCCUGCCUCCUGAAAUGAAACACGAGAUACUCAAAGACAUGAAAGAGUUUUCGAAACGUCGCCGGACCAUGUACCAGAAACCUCCAGAGCUUUCGGGAGACUUUUCCCAGUACCAGUUGGCCGGCCUGCUGCAUAGGAACCAUCUGAACCAGCGUCUGGAGAGUGUGCAGAAAGAGAUGAGCCAGCGGAGUGCCGGCGGCGCCCCGCAGCUCUGCCAACAGGACGGGGACCAGCAGGAGCGCAGCGUAGAGUCACAUCGACUGGUUUCAGAAGACCAUUCCCACUAUAUCCUCAUUAAAAGCUCCACAAAGACUAAGACUGCCCCCGAGAGCGAACCUGCAGCUGCACCCUGGUCUGGGAGCUCCCUGUCAGGCUGCAAAAGACGAGCAGUGGACAGACCGCAGCCCCUGUGGCGUCCUGUUUGUGAGGAAGAGGAGGAGGUGCUGCGCCCCUCCUCAGAGGACUCCAAACCCUCAGCAUCAAAACCAUCUCAGGGAGACGCAUCACCGCCCUCCCCUCGUACACUCGAGGCAAUCCAGUCUGCAAUGAACGACAGCUCGGAUGAGGAGAAGGUGGACCAGGAUGAGAAGCAUGGUAGAGUGUCUCCACGUACACUGCUGGCAAUACAGCAAGUUCUGGCUGAGGAGGAAGACGGUGCAGCUGGACGGAGGACUCCAAUCAAUGGCUCAUCCACCAAACUGCAGGUGAAUAUUCAUCGCCCUGCACCACAAGUGGUCAUCAGCAGCUCAGAGGAAGAGACCGGACCUAAUGAUGCAAAGUCUUUACCUAAUGAUAAAAAGUCAGACUUUAAGGAGAACUCAACCAGCCAAAGUGUACAUGUGGAAGAUAGUUUGCUUGUUAGUAGUUCUGAAGAUGAGAUGGAGGAAGUGAUUGGUCAGAGAAAUAAAGCUCUUCACCUCGCAGUGCAGCAACAACCUCGCGCGAGAGAGAUUCAGUCAGAAGAGGAGACAGAGAAAAGAGCGUUGGCAGAGGAUAUAAGGACAGGAAGUAGAACGCAGACAGAGAAACAAGAAGAGCUGGAGAGAAGAGAAACGGCACACGGACGGAUCACAAAGAAAGGGGAUCUGGUUCAUCCGCAGAGUUCUGCUGCUUCCAGUCAAAACGCACCUCUCAGUGCUGAGACUGAAAUUCACCCUGUAGUGUUAGAGCAGAGGAGGAACAAGUCCACCGAAGCUCUAGACGAAAGGAAUGGAGAUGAUGUGAAGUCAAAGGGCGGUGAGGAGAGCGAGUCAGGAGAGAGCUUCAUCGAAGUCUCAGAAGAAGAAUUUAAAGAGGAGGAUGCAGAUGAUUCACUUGUUAUAAGAAGAGGGAAAGGAUCUCCAGCUGAGGUCCAAGGGGAUGGGACAGAGGAAAGUUUGGCCGAGGCUCCAGCUGCUGAUCUGAAAUCAGAAGAAGAAGAAGAAGACGACGCCACAGAGGGACAGAACCAAGAGAAAGAGCUGAAGGAGGCGACAGAGACGGAGUCUGGCUCAACUCCGGCUGUCAAUGAAUGGGAACACCUGGAUAUGGAUGAGCUGGAGGCUCUGGAGAGCUCUCUACAGGUGGAGCAGAGCAACCUGAGGGAGCAGAAACAGCAGCAGGAGAGGAUGGCGAACACAGUCACCGGACAGAUGUACCUGGAGAGCCAGGAGCUGCUGCGUCUGUUUGGCGUGCCGUUCCUGGUGGCGCCGACGGAGGCCGAGUCUCAGUGUGCAGCUCUCGACCGCACCGACCAGACUCAUGGGACCAUCACAGACGACUCGGAUGUGUGGCUGUUCGGAGGGCGACAUGUGUAUAAAAAUUUCUUCAGCCAGAACAAAUAUGUCGAACACUACCAGUACAGUGACCUGCAGAACCAGCUGGGUCUGGACAGGACUAAACUGAUAAAUCUGGCUUACCUGCUUGGAAGUGACUACACAGAGGGUGUGCCAGGGGUCGGAUAUGUGACUGGCAUGGAGAUUCUGAAUGAGUUCCCAGGGCCAGGGUUGGAGCCACUAACACAGUUUAGCAAAUGGUGGUCAGAGGCUCAGGAGAAAAAGCGUCUGGUGGGUGAUCCUCGGGACACGAAGGUGAAGAAAAAACUGAGGGACCUAAAACUGCAGCCUGGUUUCCCCAACCCUGUGGUGGCUCAGGCUUACCUGGAACCGGCUGUGGACCAGUCAGACAGCUCCUUCUGCUGGGGACGCCCACAACUCGACAUGAUCAAAGAGUUCUGUCUGAGUCGUUUCGGCUGGAGCAGUCGGAAGACAGAGGAGACUCUUCAGCCUGUGAUCAAGCAGCUCAACGCCCAGCAGACUCAGCUGCGGAUCGACUCAUUCUUCCGCAUGGAGCAACAGGAAAAGCAGGCGAUCCGCAGCCAGCGACUCCGCCGAGCAGUCACCUGCCUGAAGAGAAAGGAGAGAGAGGGAGGGGAGGAGGACAGUGAGGAGGAAAAGCCUUCCCCAGUCAAACCCAAGAGAGGGAAGGCGGCAAACAAGAAUGCAAAGAAAGGAGAAGGAGAGAAAGAGGAGGAGAAUCAUCCUGUGGCAGGAGGAGGGUUUCUGGGGUCGGAGGUGAUUGGUGAAUCUCCGCUUACACCUCUCAAGGAUGUGAGCAGCACCAGCCAGGAGUCCCUCUCAGUGAAGGUUGUCCCUCAGUCUACUAAGAGUCUACCUCAAAGGGUCGGGGGCAGCAGCAGCUCCGGCGAGGACAGCGAUGGUGGCUGUGAAGUCGCUAUGGUUACAGCCCGAUCUGUCUUUGAAGGCAGCCGACGAGGCCACAGAGGGAAAAGCACAAGAGGGAGAGGAAAGGGAAGAGGGAAGAAAUAGUGAAAAAAAAGUCUUUGCAAUUGUUAUUAAAUAUUAAUCGCAGAACAUGUCACACACUCCUGAAUAAUGUCGGUCAUAUUAUGUUUGACAUUUAUAAUGGAAAUUUGAAAAUGCAUCAUGUCAUUAACAAGUAUGAAUUAAGCUUUGUCUGUGUUACAGAAUAUGUAUUUUGUAAACUAUUUAUUAGUGGUAAAUUUGU
Molecule: messenger RNA, 3748 nt
Organism: Seriola dumerili (greater amberjack)
Lineage: Eukaryota; Metazoa; Chordata; Actinopteri; Carangiformes; Carangidae
Gene: ercc5
Product: ERCC excision repair 5, endonuclease
Exons: 15
Coding region: 130-3549 (1139 amino acids)
Biological process (GO): nucleotide-excision repair
Cellular component (GO): nucleus
Molecular function (GO): DNA endonuclease activity; single-stranded DNA binding
Source: RefSeq, a predicted model, not a curated record